AUUCAUACGCAUUUCUCUUUUCUACUCCCACCUCUCUCAAAUACAUUAUUUUUGCUUGAUUCAUUUCCUUUUCAGCUUUCUCUCUCCUCAAAACCGAAGGCUACAUCAAAAAAAAAAAAGAUAAAAGAAAAAUAAGCUUCAACCUUUCACUUCAAUGGCGGAUUUUACAGCUACCCAUUUCCUCCAACAAUGAAGAUCACUCCAAACACCGACCUUUCUUCUUUACUUUCCUCCAAAAAAAACCCACCUCCACAACUCCAUAAAAACCCAGAUCUUCCCAAAAAACCCCGGAAACCUACCCGGAAUAGCCCUCGGGUUUCCAAAAAGUCCGGCCCGCCUACCCCACUACUCCGGUGGAAGUUUCAUGAGGAGAGAGAAAACCCCAAAAAUGGAAGAUUUGUGAAGCGGAAAGAGCAUGGAAAUGCCCCAGAUGAGAAGUCGCCGGAAUGUCGUCGGAAAAAGAGGAGAGAGAAAGUGGGUUCCAUUGUUUCUGCAAGGAAGCUUGGUGCUACUCUUUGGAGGAUGCAGUUGGUGGGUCCAGAAAAUAAUGGAGGGGAUGAAAAGAUGAAGAAGAAUAAGAAGAAAAUAAAAGAAAAUGAAGAAGAGGAAGAAAAUAAAUUAGGGUUUAAGGUUUGUUUUAACUCAUUGUUUGAGAUUCAAGAUCUUAACUUUAAGCCUGCAAUUGGGCAUGGUGGUGAUCGCUUGUCCUGUCAACAUGCUAGCCGAGAGCGUGGCUCUGAGGCAAAAGAUCCGCUUAGGAGCCCAUGUUCGGUCAAUGGUCCGAUCAAUGGAUAUCUUUGUGAGUGGCAAUCCCCUUUUCGCUUUGCUAAUUAUGCAAUGGAAGGGGCGACAAAGUGGGACCCGGUUUGUUCAAAAGCAUCAAAUGAACAUCCUGAUGAUUUGAAGUCGCUUGACGGAAAAGUAAAUUCUACCUCAAUGAUCUCAGCGCUUGAGAAGGAACUAGAAAAAGCUCGAAUGCGUAUAGAGGAGCUGGAAACAGAAAGACGAUCCUCAAAGAAGAAGAUUGAGCAUUUCUUGAAGAAGCUUAGCGAGGAAAGAGCGUCGUGGCGCAGCAGAGAACAUGAGAAAGUUCGUGCAAUCAUUGAUGACGUUAAAUCCGAUUUGAGUCGAGAAAGGAAGAAUCGUCAGAGACUCGAAAUUAUCAACUCUAAGUUGGUCAAUGAACUUGCGGAGGUUAAGUUAUCAGCAAAGAGAUAUAUGCAGGAUUACGAGAAAGAGAGGAAAGCUCGGGAGUUGAUAGAGGAGGUAUGUGAUGAGUUAGCGAAAGAAAUCGGGGAGGAUAAGGCUGAAGUUGACUCGCUUAAGAAGGAGUGUAUGAAGAUCCGGGAGGAAGUUGACGAAGAGAGGAAAAUGUUGCAGAUGGCCGAGGUUUGGCGAGAAGAACGUGUACAGAUGAAACUCGUUGAUGCGAAAGUCGCUCUUGGUCAAAAGUAUUCGCAAAUGAACUACCUUGUAUCGGAGCUUGAAAAGUUUCUUAGGUUGCAAGGUGUGAGCCUCGAUACGAACGAGAUGAGGGAAGCUGAGAUGUUUCGACGGGCUGCUGCAUCGAUAGACAUCCACAAUAUGAAAGAGUUUACGUAUGAGCCAUCUAACCCGGAUGAUAUUUUUGCGGUUGUUGAAGAAAUGGUGAUGGGGGAAAGCAACUGUCGAGAGAUUGAACCGUGUGUUGAGUACAGUCCGGCAAGCCAUGCUUCCAAAGUUCGUACGGUAAGCCCCGAGAUCAAGAACGAAACCAAGGACAUUAUUCUGAGACAUUCGAAUGGAUAUGGUAAUCAGAGUGCCGACAUGGAGGAUGACGGGAGUGGAUGGGAAACUGCGAGCCACUUGGAAGACCAAGGUUCUAGUUAUUCACCCGAGGGAAGUACAAUGUCGGCGAAUAGGGUGUGUCGAGAUAGUAAUGUCUCCGGUAGCUGCACCGAGUGGGAAGAACAGGUGGGUGAUGAGACACCCAUUACCGAGAUUAGUGAAGUCUGCUCCGUUCCCUCAAAGCAUCAAAAGAAGGUAAAGUCAAUAACACGAUUGUGGCGAUCAGGCACCAAUAACAGCGGUGAUAACUACAAAAUCAUCUCGGUAGAUGGUGUUAACGGAAGGCUUUCGAAUGGAAGGGUUUCAAACGGGGCUACAAUGUCUCCUGAUCGUGGGUCCAGCAAGGGUGGGAUUAGCCCUACAGACAUGGUUGGGUGGAGCUCACCGGAAACUAAUCGAGGGAUGAAGGGUUGUAUGGAAUGGCCUCGUGGGGCACAUAAAGGUAGUUUGAAGCACAAACUCCUCGAGGCGAGAAUGCAAUCUCAGAAGCUCCAACUACGCCAGGUUUUAAAGCAGAAAAUCUGAAUGUCGGAUGCAAGAAGGAACAAUGACUACCUGUCCUAUUCUUCUCCCCGAACCCAUGUAAACUACCAUUCUCCGGACAUCCCAUUGAACACGUAAGACAUAAGCAACCAUGGAUAAUAAUACGGUACAAGCAGUCAUCUAUUCGGAGGAGUGUUUAUCCGCCAAGUUCUGGAGCGAAACAUGCUCAGGCUAGGAAUUUUGUUUUAAAUGCUCUGGCAACACACAUUUAGAAGUUGAAAUAAUGAUGGCUUAAGUUAGGAUUAGUAAUGUUAUUCCUGUAUUCUUUGUAAUUAAUGGCGUUAAUGUCCCUUAAAUUUAAGGGAGUAACACUUUGUCUUGGUCAAAUUGUGUUAGCAGAGCAUAUUUCA
Messenger RNA from Amaranthus tricolor (Joseph's coat), 2720 nucleotides. RefSeq lists its product as uncharacterized. The record is from RefSeq and is a predicted model, not a curated record. Bases 190 to 2352 code for a protein of 720 amino acids. NCBI's taxonomy places the organism in Eukaryota, Viridiplantae, Streptophyta, Magnoliopsida, Caryophyllales, Amaranthaceae. The transcript is spliced from 3 exons.